GAAUGCACCCACGUCUCUCACAAUCGGCAUCUCAGCUAGCUAGCUAGUUAGCUUAGCAUCGUUUACUCAGUGCUUUGACCAGCACUGGUUGCUGCCGGUACACCGCAGAAGGACCUGACACAAGGCUUUUUGGCUCCGCGUCUCAACUGUCUUCCAAAAGUCUCCGCGGACAGAAAGCUACUUAAGAUAUCAGCGAUGGCGGAUAAGGAAGCAGGAGCAUUUGAUGAUGCGGUUGAGGAGAGGGUGAUAAAUGAGGAGUACAAGAUCUGGAAGAAAAACACUCCCUUCCUGUAUGACCUGGUUAUGACCCACGCUUUGGAGUGGCCCAGCCUGACUGCUCAGUGGCUGCCUGAUGUCUCCAGGCCAGAGGGGAAGGAUUACAGUGUGCACCGGCUGGUGUUGGGCACUCACACAUCUGAUGAGCAGAAUCACCUGGUCAUUGCCAGCGUUCAGCUACCCAACGAUGAUGCCCAGUUUGAAGCCUCACAUUAUGACAGUGAGAAAGGAGAGUUUGGAGGCUUUGGCUCAGUGAGCGGCAAAAUUGAGAUAGAAAUCAAGAUCAACCAUGAAGGAGAGGUGAACCGGGCCCGCUACAUGCCCCAAAACCCCUGCAUCAUUGCCACCAAGACCCCCACCUCAGAGGUGCUGGUGUUUGACUACACCAAGCACCCCUCCAAGCCAGAUGCUUCUGGAGAGUGUCACCCUGAUCUGCGUCUCAGAGGCCAUCAGAAAGAAGGCUAUGGUCUCUCCUGGAAUCCAAAUCUGUCAGGCUCUCUCCUUAGUGCAUCAGAUGACCAUACAAUCUGUCUGUGGGACAUAAGUGCUGUGCCUAAAGAGGGGAAGAUAGUUGAAGCGAAGACCAUCUUCACCGGUCACACUGCUGUGGUGGAAGACGUCUCCUGGCACUUGCUUCACGAGUCACUCUUUGGAUCUGUAGCAGAUGACCAGAAACUAAUGAUUUGGGACACUCGCUCGAACAACACCUCCAAACCCAGCCAUGCAGUGGACGCCCACACAGCAGAGGUCAACUGUUUGUCAUUCAACCCUUACAGCGAGUUCAUCCUUGCCUCUGGCUCUGCAGACAAGACUGUGGCUCUUUGGGACCUGAGAAACCUGAAACUGAAGCUGCAUUCCUUUGAGUCACACAAGGAUGAGAUCUUCCAGGUUCAGUGGUCACCUCAUAACGAGACCAUACUGGCGUCCAGCGGAACAGACCGUCGCCUCAACGUCUGGGACCUCAGUAAAAUCGGAGAGGAGCAGUCGCCAGAGGAUGCAGAGGAUGGCCCACCUGAGCUACUGUUUAUCCAUGGAGGCCAUACAGCCAAGAUCUCUGACUUUUCCUGGAACCCCAACGAGCCCUGGGUCAUCUGCUCAGUGUCUGAAGACAACAUUAUGCAAGUCUGGCAGAUGGCUGAGAACAUCUACAACGAUGAAGACCCAGAGGGUUCGACAGACCCUGAAGCCACAGCAUAACUCCUCUUCCUGCUGUGUUUUAACCUACAACCUCAUCACACAAACUGCCAAACUGCCACCUCUCUACUUUCAUGCAGCUACUUCCUCCCAUCUUUCUUACUCUACUGAAGCUGUGGGACCCUGUAUGCUGUAAAUCACUGUAAAUACAAGACAGAAUAAUCAAGUCAGCUUUUUUUUUUGGAAUACUCACAGUGAAGAACUUUAACUGAGUAACUUAUUGCCUGAGGACUCUCACUCAUGCUUUUUGCGCGCUGCGUAUGAAAGAUAUAUUUUUGUAAUCAAAUUGGCUCUCCCUCGUACACUGAAAUGUUUUAGCAAACGCUUUUUCAUUUAUAAAUUCAGUACUUUCUGGAACUUAAGAUUGUGAUCAAACUGACAGCCCACAACAAGUGGUAAUUCAGAAUAAUUUGCUCUGGAAGGGUCUAAGCAGCUCCUUCUGCACACAUUGAAUGAUGCAGGAAAAAAAAAGGAAAAUGCAUUCCAGCCUUUCGACAAGACACAAAGCAUAGUGAGUUGCUCUGACUUUGAUAGAGGUUGUUCGGUCCUAAAAAUGCCUCAUGUUUCCCUGCUACAGUGUGAUCAUUACCUAAGUGUUUUGGACUCUGAUUUUCACACCAGCUGCGUCUGAAUGAAAUGACCAUUUUAAAAAUUUACAUUUUGAAGUUUCCAUUUGUGGUCCACAUCCCCUUCACCUUUGUCAUACAUUACUCCUUUAAAUGUUGUCGUGAUAUAGAUUAGUGGUUGGACUUUUUCUAUGUUCAAUAUUUUGUAACUGUACAGUGAGUCCAUUCUUAAUAAAAUGUGUUUCAUUGGUC
This is a messenger RNA of Plectropomus leopardus (leopard coralgrouper), 2288 nucleotides long. It is a transcript of the gene rbbp4, whose product is annotated as retinoblastoma binding protein 4. NCBI's taxonomy places the organism in Eukaryota, Metazoa, Chordata, Actinopteri, Perciformes, Serranidae. Gene Ontology annotation, molecular function: protein binding. The record is from RefSeq and is a predicted model, not a curated record.